Messenger RNA from Lolium perenne, 1223 nucleotides. Its product is annotated as protochlorophyllide-dependent translocon component 52, chloroplastic. The record is from RefSeq and is a predicted model, not a curated record. Gene Ontology annotation, cellular component: cytoplasm. Gene Ontology annotation, molecular function: oxidoreductase activity; 2 iron, 2 sulfur cluster binding. NCBI's taxonomy places the organism in Eukaryota, Viridiplantae, Streptophyta, Magnoliopsida, Poales, Poaceae.
UCCACCCUUGAUGCUGUAAAGGAGAUGGAAAGUGAAAGGCGGAACUCGAAAAAGUUGAGAAAGGCACUGUCUUAGACUCGCCGCUAACAACUUACGUUGGGCCUCCAAUGAUUAACUCGGGCAAUGGCGGAGAGCAACCGUAUGGCCGUAUGGGCAAGUCAAGCGGUACGACUGGUUUCUGACAGGCCACUAUAUAGUCCGGCGUCUUUGUUUCACUUUUGUCAGCAAGUUCUCAAAAUCAUCUCCAUGUCUGACUGCCGGAAGGAGUGUGCAUCUCGGACGCUCUAACGCCGUCGGCCGCCGCGGCCCGCGGGAUCGAUCAAACGAGCAACGGCAUGAAUCCCAUUUCCCUCCUCCUCAUCCCUGGCGCACGUCCCUCCCUCCCGCUCCCGCUCCCGCUCCGCACCUCCGCCUCGGCGCCCAACAGCGCCAGAGCAGCAGGCGCCGCCCGCCUCGCGCCCGCGCGGAGGCAGCGCGCUCGGCUGUCGUCGCCGGUCUCGGCCGUGGCGGCGGAGACACCGUCCGGCGGUGGGGAGGAUGAGUCGGAGGGGCAGUUCGACUGGCUGGACCAGUGGUACCCGUUCGCCCCAGUGUGCGACCUCGACCCCGGCGCGCCGCACGGCAAGACGGUGCUGGGCCUCCGCGUGGUCGCCUGGUACGACCGCGCCGUCGACGACUGGCGCGUGUUCGACGACGCUUGCCCGCACCGCCUGGCGCCGCUCUCUGAGGGCCGCAUCGACGGCAAGGGCCGCCUCCAGUGCGUGUACCACGGCUGGUGCUUCGACGGCCGCGGCUCCUGCCAGUUCAUCCGGCAGGCCCCCGCCCUCGGCCCACCCGUGCACAAGAACAGUAAGGCGUGCGUGGCGUCGUACCCGAGCGUGGUGCAGAACAGCGUGCUGUGGUUCUACCCGAGAGCCGAAGCCGAGCACCAGGACGUGCUGCGGAGGAAGCGCCCGCCCUUCUUCCCGCAGAUCGACGACCCCUCCUACGACACCCACAUCAGGGACAUACCCUACGGGUACGAUGUGCUGGUGGAGAACCUCCUGGACCCUGCUCACCUCGCCUACGCGCACAAGGGGUUGAUGAGGGAGCCACCUGCCAACGCCCCUGACGUGUUGGUGACGGGCAAGCUUCGCAGCAAGGAAGAUCCAGGAAGAUAUGUGAUAUGUCCCCCUGCGCGCCCUGCCAUGAUCGGACAUGGAGGAUAAGCUUCCACUUCAGUU